Molecule: messenger RNA, 432 nt
Organism: Penicillium antarcticum
Lineage: Eukaryota; Fungi; Ascomycota; Eurotiomycetes; Eurotiales; Aspergillaceae
Product: nuclear transport factor 2 family protein
Exons: 2
Coding region: 1-432 (143 amino acids)
Source: RefSeq, a predicted model, not a curated record
AUGCCUUCCGUCGCUGAAAACCAGAUUCGCACUGCCAAAGAUCUCUUCGAGGGAUACAACGAGUAUACUGCUGACGCAGUCCUUCGUUCUCGUGCCGACAAUUGCGUUCACUACAUCCUCCCAACCUCGCUCAACCGUCCAUCUAAAACCAACGAGGAGUACCGUGAAUUCUUUGGUCCUCUACAGAAGGUUAUGCAUCGUUUUGAGACCACCAUCCACAGAAUUGUCAACGAUCCCGAGAACCACUGCGCAGCGGUUCACGCCUCCGGAAUUGGAGAAUCACCUGUUGCUGAAUACAAGAAUGAGUAUGCAUUCUUCUUGGAGUUCAACGAGACUGGAGACAAGAUUACCAAAAUUGAAGAAUUCGUGGACGCUGCGUUCAGCAAGAACUUCUUAGCCAAGGUACUUGAGUGGCAAGCAAAGCAGAACUAG